This is a messenger RNA of Physcomitrium patens, 1513 nucleotides long. The record is from RefSeq and is a predicted model, not a curated record. NCBI's taxonomy places the organism in Eukaryota, Viridiplantae, Streptophyta, Bryopsida, Funariales, Funariaceae.
GAUGGUGAUACCUCCUUGGGAGAAGGACGAGCACCCGCACAUGAAAUCCAGAGGCUUUACUCUGGGUCAUGUUGACGCUGAACUGCGGAAGAAGAUUCACAAGUUGCCAUGGGAGUUGGAUGACGGAGACAACUCGAAUCCCAAGGAGUCUCGCACUUUCGACCUAAAAUAUCCAGAUAACAAAUGGAAUGGAAGCCCUUGGAAUCGCAAACCUGGAGCCAACAGAUCCAUGACUCCGCCGCCACCGAGGCCUAAGAUUAUUCGAGAGGCAAUGUCCUGCGCAGCUCCUUUUGCUACAAAAGAUAACAUGGUCAUAGUAAAGUAUGGAGAGGGCAAGCCAAGUCUAUACAACAACAUAUUGCGGCGCAGACAGAGAGCCGCGAAGCCCUUUGUGGAAACGCACUGUCCAUUUGAACGGGAUGAGUAUGACCCCGCAGGAAAAUUACCGAAGAGGCCUAACGUCUUUCCAAGGGAUAUAAACACGUAUAAACCUUGGCCCAUUCCUCAUGCGGAGGAGAAGAAGUUAAUAGAUGGUCUACCCCUUCAUUGUGAUUUGAAGGAAGGACAUCAAGUGUUACGAAAGGAUGUUGAAUUCUAUCCCGGCGAUCCAACUAAGAAACCCGCUGCCGGUGACGUCGAACGGGUGGCCCAUCCUCGGAAGCAAAUUUCAUAUCCACGCGACCCUGCAACUCUGAAUCCAUUCCCCUACGGAACUCUUCGCGGAACUUUUCAUUUUGCAGAUGAGCCUGCCGACAAGAACCAGAAAUAUUAUGACCAAAAGCAAGGUCAUAGAAAUGGAUGGCAGUUCUAUCCAGGCGAUCCUUCGAAAAUGCCUGCUGCUGGUCAAAAGCCUCCACCCAAAUUAUUAUCUGCGACUUGCGAUGUUAAUGCUGCCUACUAUUUCCACUAAACAUGCCAUUCAUGCACAAAACUAAGUUCUUUUCUAGCAUUUGGAACUCAAGUAGUUUUGUCUUGUGGUAAGAACAAGGUGGAAAGUAUCACCAGUUUGGGGUCAUUACCGCAGACUUUUAACUUCGCUGCGUUUUGUCGUUCUCAGUUCGGCAAAUGCUAAGUUUAAAGAUGAAAAAGCUACAUGCUUUGUUUAUCACCGCAACACUUCUGCAUCUCGCUAUUCGCACGAGAACAGAUCAGUUCAUUCACUUUUCUUUGUAGUUCAUUCAAGUUGAUUCCUUGGCUUCAAGCCUUUGAUUGCGUUCAGCAGCGAGAGCUUCCUGAGCAUCUGAGAUUGGAUUGCGAGUUGUCAUACACCACUUUGUGAAACGACAUGAAUUUGGGUGGAUAAGAAAACAAUGAUGAAAUGAGCAAUUGAUGGUUUUGGUAUGGAAAAGAUUUUGUUUCACAAUAGAAUGUGGUUUAGGUGUUACAAAUUCUGAAUUUGGAAUAAGAUUAAAAGUGGCAUUUUUAUGGGUUUUUGUGCAUUAAUAUAAUAUUUUGAAUUUUUUUUAUUUGUUUCUCUUCUAAUAAAUUAUAUCCUUUAAUGGAUUUCAUAGUG